AUGCAGGAACGUCCAGCGCGGCUCUCACCCGAACCUGUCAAGGAUGACGAUGAGCAGCCUGUGUUUGAUGAGGUCUACGACCUGCUUUGGCAGGCCAUUGAGCAGCACGAUGUCAACAUCGUCCGGCAGCUUCUCCACCGGUUCAUAUCGAUCUACCCGUUCCUUCUGACAUGGCAAGACAAGGAGGGGGCAAUGCCGCGGUUGGUGACGGUAGCGGCGAGGAGCGGCGCUGUGGGAGUCCUGGAAGUGUUUCUCGAAUAUCACAGCUGCCGGGAAUCUCCGAGCCGAUCUCUUCAUGAUGAUGACGACGUUCGGAGACCUUUCUUCACAACGCUGAAUGCAGCAUGCCAGGCCGCGCAGACCGGAGCCGUGCGCUAUCUUCUCGACCUCGAUCCGCCCCAGGCCGAGCAGAGAGACGAGACUGUCCGCCUGCUACUAAACCGCGGUGCUGAUGCGACCGUCGUACUCAAGGAUGACGAUCAGACAGUACGCGCGACGGUGCUGACAAUGGCUAUGCUGUCUGGGAGCCCCCGCGUAAUCAAGUGGCUCGUCGAAGCUGGUGCCAGCCUUGAUGUCAAAAUAGAAAGAAAUUCGACUCUGCUGCACCUUGGUUGCCAGCACCACAAUGCCGCCGCGGUUCGGACCCUCCUCGAUCUCGGUGCCGCUUCCAAUCUCACAACUCCAGACAGCGGCGGCCGAUUGCCUCUUCACACGGCAGUCGAUUGGGUGACCUUUCAGCAAGUAAAGUAUGUGGAGCAUCCUUCUCACAAACCCAUAUGCAUGCCGUCCAUCCACGAGACCGUCGCGCUGCUCCUGUCCGACGACAAGAUGCGCCGCGCCACACUCAACGCAAAGGACGUCUUGGGACGCACGCCACUCCACCUCGCGGCGGGGAGCUUCCGCUAUAUUCCCGUCCUGCGCCAGCUCCUCGACCACGGCGCCGACCCAUCCAUCCGAAGCUUCGACGGCGAUAGCUUGCUUCACGCCAUCUUAUCAUCCAGCACCUGGCAGUACUCUACAGAGUCUACUUUCAAUUACCGGGAGCGCGAGGUACAUAUCGACGAAGCACUCUUCCGCCGCUUGCUCCGCCCGCCGGUUCCAAUGCACGACACCACCACCACCACCACCACAACAAACAACACCACAAACCACCCGGACGUCGACCUCCCUGACCAGGCUGACCCCAUAACGACUACUACGACCCUCGUCAACGAGCCCGACAGCCAGGGCAACACACCCCUUCACCUAGCAGCCGCCGCCUGGCUAGAGCGCAGCAUCGCCAUCCUCCUGCACCUCGGCGCCGACCCGCGGGCGCGCAACCACGCCGGCAACACGCCAGCCCACCUAGCCGCCCAAAUACCAGUACUACCACCACUACCGCCCCCACCCCACAAUCACAUCACCGCCGGCGACGACGAGGACGACGACAGCAUCUUAACCGAGGCGCUAGCGAUGCAAGACCGCGUCAUGGCACUCCUCCGCCUCCCUCCCCAAACUCAAACUCAAACUCAAAGUCACCAAAGCGAGAAGGAUAGCACGCUGACGCUGACGAGGGGUGGUGGUGAAAGCGGCGGCGGCGGCGGGCGUGUGUUUGUCAAGGCGCGGGCGCUGAGGGAGGGGGCCGCGCGGGAGCUGAGGCGGAUUGACGACGACGACGACGAGGAGGAGGAGAAGGAGGAGCUGCCGAUAGAGGCCGGCGAGAUGGGCGUUAAGCAUGAUAGCCGCCACACCACAGAAUCCAGAGAGACUAUCAAGAACAUUUCUUAG
This is a messenger RNA of Chaetomium strumarium, 1767 nucleotides long. RefSeq names its product ankyrin repeat-containing domain protein. NCBI's taxonomy places the organism in Eukaryota, Fungi, Ascomycota, Sordariomycetes, Sordariales, Chaetomiaceae. The transcript is spliced from 4 exons. Gene Ontology annotation, molecular function: protein binding. The record is from RefSeq and is a predicted model, not a curated record. The coding region runs from base 1 to 1767 and encodes 588 amino acids.